Messenger RNA from Rotaria sordida, 858 nucleotides. The record is from the annotation of a GenBank genome assembly. NCBI's taxonomy places the organism in Eukaryota, Metazoa, Rotifera, Eurotatoria, Philodinida, Philodinidae.
AUGGACAACAUAAGAUUAGGUUUUAUUGGUGGUGGUCGGAUUGUAGAAGCAUUACUUGAUGGACUUCAUGAAGCAGAUUAUCUUCAAAAAAUGAAUAUUUUAAUUAGUUGUCCAUCUGCAAACAAUGAUACAUCAUCAUUAAAACGUUUUAGUAAUACAAUACAAAUGACAACGUCAAAUAUAUUUUUAUGUAGUAAUAGUGAUAUUGUAAUAUUUGCUGUAAAAGCAAAAUUAAUAAAAUCAAUAUGUCAAGAAAUUGGAAAAACACUUGACAAGAAUUAUUUAACAAAUAUUUUAUUUGUAUCAAUAAUUCCAGGUUUAACUAUUUCAACAUUAUCUCAAUGGCUUCAAACUGAUAAAAAUAUUAUUCGAAUUAUGUAUAAUGUUAAUGCAGCGAAACGUAAUGGUUCAUAUGCAAUCUCAUCAUCAUUAAAUAAUGAAAAUAAUCAUUCAUUGGAAAUUUAUUUAAAAUCAAUUUUUGAUAAAGUUGCUUAUUAUGCUGGUAAUGUUACUGAAUCUGAAUUAGAUAUAAUGUGUGCUUUAAUUGGUAGUGGUCCAGCUUUUUUUUGUACUGCAGUUGAAGGUUUAGCUGAUGGUGCUGUUAAAGCUGGUCUUUCUCGUCAAUUAGCAAAUACAUUAGCAGCACGAACAAUGCUUGGUUGUGCUGAUAUUUUAAUAACAUCUGGUAAACAUCCUGCUGAACUUAAAAAUGAUAUAUCAACACCAGGUGGUACAACAAUUUAUGGUUUACAUGAACUUGAAAAUAAAGGUGUACGUGGUGCAUAUAUGGAUGCACUUAUGUCAGCAUAUAAUCGUGCACAAACAAUGGCUGAUCAAUUGGCUAAAGAAAUAAUAUGA